AUGGGUUUAUUCUUGAAUCGCGUACAUCUGUCAGCGUGCACGAUCAAGUCCCUGACCUCAAAAGAGGCCAAGGAUGAACAUCCAACUUCGACAGCAGGAUGGGCUUUUUGUUAUGGCAUCGUAUACUAUAUAACGAGGGGGGUUAUCGCAUUAUCUUCUUUGAUGGCCACUCAGAUCAAUAUUCCAUCAAACCUUACUGAUGCCGAGAGAGCUUUUAUAUCCACAGAUCUUGACGGCGCGUUGAAUUCACGAGUGCUUUAUUCUCUACUUCUCGGUUUAUAUACAGGAAUCGUUGCUGUCACUUUGGGGAACAUCUUUAUGAACAAGGAUCGACCCACUGGACGAGGCAUAGUCGUGACUAUAUCCCUCCUCCAUAUUGCAACUGCUAUCAACUUCGGCCUCGACUGGGUAUACAUCCGCACUAUUUUUGUUAAAAAUGGACAGAGUUCUUGGGCAGAAUAUGUGUUUUACAAUAGUUUCGACAUAAAUUUAACUGUGGGGAUGGGUACUACAGGUGCUAUAUGUACUGUUCUUGCGGACUCCACUAUGAUCUGGCGUUGUUGGAUGGUCUGGGGACGGCGAUGGCAGAUCAUUUUGCUCCCUACUCUUUUCCUCAGUUCUACAAUUGUAUUCAAAAUCAUUGCUACAUACAGAUCAUAUGCCACUAUAAAUGGGUACACCCCUGGAUAUGUGCUCCAAUCAGCCUUUAUCCUCGCUACAACUCUAUCGUGCACCUCGCUCAUAAUUUACCGCAUUGUGACCGUUGCACGAGCAGGAGGAACUCAAGUAGGAGGUGGAGUUGGAGCUUACCGCCAUGUUAUUGAGGUCUUUAUUGAAUCGUCGGCUCUUUAUUCCUUAUCCUUGAUCACAUAUGUAGUUGUAUUUUCCUGCAACACCAGUGCAUCGCCUUACAUUGAUAUCAUAACAGGAACGGCAAGAGGAAUUGCACCGACACUCCUUGUAGGGCGUGUCGCAGCAGGUCAUGCUCGAUCAGACGAUUCCUGGCAAGGAAGCAUUGUGUCCUCCCUUCGUUUCGGUGCACAUUCCAGAGAGUCUCAGCAAGAUUCCAGUGCAACAAGUACUGACCUCGAAGGCCAGCAGGAGAGAAGCAACGAAUACGACCAUUCCACGUCGAUGGCCUCUAGUGCCGACAAUAGCCUCAUCCAUCAAGGUCACCGCGAAACCCAGCGAGAGAGACCAGCGAAUGAUUCUAACGCGGCGAUCAUCACUGUAGACAUUUGUUGAU
Messenger RNA from Guyanagaster necrorhizus, 1246 nucleotides. RefSeq lists its product as uncharacterized. Bases 1 to 1245 code for a protein of 414 amino acids. NCBI's taxonomy places the organism in Eukaryota, Fungi, Basidiomycota, Agaricomycetes, Agaricales, Physalacriaceae. The record is from RefSeq and is a predicted model, not a curated record. The transcript has 8 exons.